Molecule: messenger RNA, 2124 nt
Organism: Alosa sapidissima (American shad)
Lineage: Eukaryota; Metazoa; Chordata; Actinopteri; Clupeiformes; Clupeidae
Product: coiled-coil and C2 domain-containing protein 1A-like
Exons: 19
Coding region: 174-1847 (557 amino acids)
Biological process (GO): regulation of transcription by RNA polymerase II
Cellular component (GO): nucleus
Molecular function (GO): DNA-binding transcription repressor activity, RNA polymerase II-specific; RNA polymerase II cis-regulatory region sequence-specific DNA binding
Source: RefSeq, a predicted model, not a curated record
CUGGUUGCCAAUGGAGACACAUACAACAGGAAGUCAAUCACAUGUUAUGGUCCUUCAUAUUUGGAUGAAUGCUUCCCUCCUACGUAUUUUUGUCCUUUGUAAGCUGAGAGACAGAUGGAAGAUGGAGGAACAGCCCCCUGAUAUCUCUGAGGGUCAAUCAACAGGAGGAAAUAAUGCUAGAACACGUGAUACUAGCGGAAGAGGACGACCAUGGAGAUGGUGAAGAGGAGGAGGGUCUGGAGUCUGACACAGAUCUUCUGGCAGAAUUAAAUGAGCUUCUAAAUGAGGAUGGAGCAGAAAACUUCACCGACCAGACAGAGCCAAACACUCCACCUCACUCCACCAAGGAACCUUCCACUAGCUCUCAGGGACUAGAGGUGCUCCUCAUCGGACGGAUUGGCAUGUACCGCGCCGCCAUUCGGCAAGCAAGCUCAGCCAAAGCAGUGGCCAGAACACGCAGAUACAGGAGGGGAUUGAAGACCUUAGAGGCCAUGCUGGAGUCUGCAAGAAGAGGACAUCCGGUCAGUGAGACAGAAAUCCCACCUCCUGUUGUAGUUACACCCAGCAAACCAUCUGCUUGUCAGAAAGUGCAACCAGUUAUAGAGGAAAAAUAUGGAAGCUUUCCUGGGAUGCUCUCCUCCACUGAUGACCCGACUUUAUCAAACACUACAGAUACAGAGUCUACCCCUCUGGUGUGGAGCAGACUAAAGGAGUACAAAUUGGCUGCCCUCCAAGCCAAACAAACAGGGGACAUGGAGUUGGCCAAGCAUUACUACCUGACAGCCAAGAAACUGGAGUCCAUAGUAGAGGCUUUAAAAGAAGGAGAAUUUCCAGAAAUAAGAUCCCUGCCGCCCCCUCCUGGUCAAAUCGGUCAGCAGUCUGGUGCUGAGGAUGAGUCUCCACUGCUGAGUCAUGACACUACUGGUGAGGAGAACUACGCCACUCCUCAGGCCUGCUGGGAGCCAAACCCUCCAUGUGGACCGGUGGAAAUCAGGUCGUGUCUGCCUACUGGCUCACCUGUGCUACCUCAGACUGAAGACAGCUACACACACCUGAUAGAUCUCUUUUUGCAACAACAACAGAGAUGCCUUUCCUACUGCCAGCAGUUCAGUCACAUGGGUAACAUUGAGGAAACCAUCAGGUUUGAGGAACUUGCAGAAACGAGUGCGCAGCACGCUGAAAUACUCAGGGAAUCCCAGAGAAGAGGAUAUGCUGUACCUAAGUACCACACAGAGGAGUGCAUCAUCAGCACAUUUAAGAUUAACCCUGAUCUUACUGGCAAUGAGUUGGAGCUGAUCAUCGUAAAGGGCAUUAACCUCCCAGCUGUUACAGACAUUUCUUCAGCUCAUUUAGACACAAGUGUACGCUUUGAGUUUCAGUUCCCAAGUUUGGAAGAAGCUCAAAAGAAUCAAACACGGCCUGUUAAAGACUCAGUUAAUCCAGUCUUUGAUGAGCAUUUCAAGCUCUUUUUGAAAAAAGAUCAUCGUGCCUUCAAGAGAGUGAUACAGUCUAAAGGCAUCAAAUUUGAGAUCCUUCAAAAGGAGGGUCUUUUCAAGACUGAUAAAGUGGUGGGCAGUGGUCAGCUGAAGCUGGACUCCUUAGACACCCAAUGUGAAAUUCGACAAAUCAUAGAGGUGAUGAACAGGAGAAAGACCACAGGAGGACACCUGGAGCUGCAGGUGAGGGUGCGAGAGCCUCUUGGGGGACUGCAGCCCCACGAAGUGACCGAACACUGGCUGGUACUGGACUCCCUCCCCAUUCCUUUGGUAGUAGCUCCCAAAUCCAGUGGCCAAGAGGCUGACAGGAGCAGAACCAGUGUCAGGUCAUCAACGUGUCUCCUCCUCUGAGUAUAGGUCAGCUCGAGUGAGCCCUCCCGAGCUCCACCCUGCUCUCCCCCGGCCUGUGUGAGUCACCUGAUCAGCCCUCGCCAGGGUAUAAGAGCUAAUCCAGCAACCGAUCCGCCCAUCGUGUUGCUUGUCAUGACCCCAUACCCAACUAAAACCCUCUCUGGUGUUAUUAUUGCAGCCCCUGCUGGUUGAUCACAGACCACGGACCAUCACCUUAGGGAUGUAUACAUUUUAAGACUUUUACUUAACCUAGAUAUUAAAUUAUACAUGAUAUACA